AUGUAUCUCGAUACAUCUAUGGUAAGGGAAAAAAAAAAAAGAACAGAAAGAAAAUUUAUCUAAUUCAUUUCUUUCACAUAUUCUAGUCUAGUGUCAAACGAUCACAAACAAUCAUGACUUUCAAUACGUCUGAUAAUGCCAAUGUGAUGAUUAUGGCUGUGCAAAAAGCUGCUUAUGGAAUUGAUCUAUCAUCUGCAUCACGUGUGUACUUCGUUAGUCCAGUUUGGCAAGCUGCUAUGGAACAACAAGCUAUUAAACGUGCUCAUCGUAUUGGACAAACAAAGCCAGUUUAUGUAGAAACCUUGGUCAUUCGAAAUUCUAUUGAAGAUGCAUUAUUAAAACGAAGAAAUGUGAUUGCAGCUGCUCAUCAAGAUCAAUCAAAAACUGACUUUUACAGCGACAAAAGAUUACAAAAUAUAUUGAAUCAUGCCAAUAUUGUUCCUAGGCCAGAUCAUAUACAACUCUCAAGUGACGGAAUAUCAUUUCAUCAACCUAUGUCUUUUUUGAAUAAACCAAUCUGGCUUACACCUCCUGUACCAACACCUCCCUCAAGUCCAAUAUCUACUACAAAAACAAAAUCUUCACCAAAUCUAUAUGCUGUAUCAAAACUAAAGGAAGAAAUGGAUUUAGAUGUUACCUCUGGCACUGAUUCACCAAGAAAACGUCAAAAAGUAGUUAGUUUUACUCUAUCUUAAUCUUUUUUAGUUUAAUUAUCAUUAUUCUAUAAGAGAAAUAAAAAAAAUAUGUCAUAUCUAUCUAAAAACG
Halteromyces radiatus is the source of this 765-nucleotide messenger RNA. RefSeq names its product P-loop containing nucleoside triphosphate hydrolase protein. The record is from RefSeq and is a predicted model, not a curated record. NCBI's taxonomy places the organism in Eukaryota, Fungi, Mucoromycota, Mucoromycetes, Mucorales, Cunninghamellaceae. The transcript has 2 exons. The coding region runs from base 114 to 695 and encodes 193 amino acids.